GUUCACAGUUGGCUGUAGCCAAGAGAAGUGAGAUUCUAUAUCGCAUCUUCAUCCGAAAGUGGUGAAAGAAUCGGUCCUACCACGUUUUCUAUUGCGACAUCCCUGUCGAGACGACGAGAAGGAGAAAUUGUCACAAAAAAUAUAAGCUUUUCUUGAGUGAAAGUGAAUUCAGAGAAAAUUGAGACAGUUUGAGACCCGUUUUAGAUUUGCAUUCUAAUAACACGGCACGUUUUAUAAAGAAAAUUAGUUUGUACUUCGGUUUAAGAGUGAAACACAAUUUUGGUCAAGUGGAGAAAUUUGCAAAUGUAUCGAAAAUACUGAGAGAAAGAUAACUCUGACGAGGGACGAAAUUAGACGAGAAUUUCUUACAUAAAAAAUCCGUCAUCCAUUUCCAACAUGGACCUGAAACUUCGCUGCAGUGCGGGCGGUUGUGACUGCAAAUCCUUCUGCGCUGCUGGGGACACUGCCGAAUCAUUAAGAAUUUGCGAUAAUUGCAGCCACACCUGGAUAACACAUUUGUUGGAGAAGCUAAUGACUGCUGCGGAGGAUCAAUUGACAGUGUUUGAUGUUUGCAGCUUGGCCUUGUAUGGGACACACGCGUUGCCAAUACGGAUCAAAAUUGUCAUUGAAAGACUUCUCACCACUUUGAGUACGGACGAUAUUGAGAAAAUCCGACGUAGUUUCGGCUGGACUCUGCAAGAUUUGGCGAGGGGGUACAUGGUUCAGAAUCCUCGCGGAGGCGUAAUAACAAGUUGGUCCCUCAUACCUACAGAAGAAGAGCUCAUAAUUCUACAACAAUUUCUCCGCUUUCCAGUGACCAAACCCAUAAGUCUUGCCCUCAUUAAGGAAGACUUUCCCAUGGUCAAUGUGAAUAACAAUAUUGUUCAAUCAUCUCCCCCAAAUAGCAUCAAUAUUUCUCCCAACAACAACGACAACAACGAUCGUGGUACCCUCACGAACGGCAGUUUGAAUGGGAAGCAUCACUACCCAAAUCACAAACCACUCCCACAAACGACCUCACCAAAAUCAAUCAGCCCCAUUCACCAGCUCAGUUCUGCGCUAGGAAUUCAGACUGCGAAUAAGAGUCUCCAUCAACACCAUCAAAACCACCCAGCUUCCGGUUUGUCAUCUAGUCUUCCAUCAUCAGGUCUCAAAAUGAGGUCCACAAGUCCGCGAGGAGGUCAAGACCCAGUGUCACUUCUCGCCUCAUCGGCAGCCCUCAAUCUCUCAGUGUCUCAAAACUCUUCCGAUGAUUCCGAGUCUGAGCGUGAUUACUACGAGAGGCGGAGAAAGCAUGAGCAACACCACCAUCACAAUCAUCACCAUAAUCAUAACCAGCACAGGUCUCAAUCGCAAUCACAGCGACAACAAUUGCCCGAUUCGGUGAUGGACUUGAGUGUCAAGCCGGGAUCUGGUGGCAGUUCGGGUGGUUGCUCAGCCACAUCUCUGAACAAUGCGGCGGCAGCCAGUCUUUUAAAGGCGAGGGGGAUGACGGUAUCACAAGCCCUCAAAUCGGUUCGGCAGGGUAACAGCUCUCCAAAAGCGGGACAAAAUCCACCCAGUUUUGAAGAUAAUUUUAACCAAACGCUGGGACUUAUGGGGAUGGGGAUGAAUAUGUCGGCCCUUCUCAGUAAUUUGGGCAACAUUAAAUCAACCGAUCUCAUGGCGGCCGCUGCAGCCCAACAAUUCUUAUCCUCGGUUACGGCAAGUUUGCAGCAACAACAGCAACAGCACCAACAACAAAAGAAGGCAAUGAGUUUGAGUGGACAAACGUCUUCUUCGGGGUCUACGUCCCCCGGGAUGCCAGGGAUCAACGGUGGCGUCGUUGGGGGAAAUGCACCAUCCAGCAAGCAUUCUCCCAUCAACAGCAGUACCACCACUAACAGCAGCAGUAUGAACUCACUUAAGCAAGAAAAUGUGUCCAUGCGACAAGAUCAUCAUCAUCAACAUCAUCACCACCACCAGUCCCCGAAUAAUUCGACUUCUUCUUCUUCCAACAACAAAAAGGCGAGCACGGGGGGAAAGAGAUCUUGGAAUCCUUUACCAGCUCCGGUGGCAAUGGCGACUCAUUUGGUGAAUCCUGCAACUGGCAAGAGACGCGUUCAAUGUGCCGUCUGUCUCAAAACAUUCUGUGACAAGGGUGCCCUGAAAAUCCACUUUAGUGCAGUUCACCUUCGUGAAAUGCACAAAUGUACGGUGGCCGGAUGCUCGAUGAUGUUUAGCUCACGAAGGUCGAGGAAUCGUCACUCCGCAAAUCCUAAUCCAAAACUACACUCUCCCCACAUUCGGAGAAAGAUUUCACCCCACGAUGGUCGCACGGCGGGUCCUGCUCUCAAUAUCAACAGCCCCACGCUCAUGCUUCCACCAGGAAUGCGGUAUCCCCCCUUCCUCUCCGGCCACCUUCCGGGUCUCGGCUCACCAAAUGGAGACUGCGAGGAUGGAGGUGCCAUGCAAGACGAGGAUCAAGAUUUCAGCGAUGACGAGGAUUUGGUCGCGUCCGGCAUGAUGGUCAAGAUGGACAAAGAGGAACAAGUCAAUAAUGACGACUACAUGUCGGAUGAGGGCAGUUUCUCAUCGACUAACGAGGACUCUUCGACUGCAAAAUUCUCUCCCGAAGUGAUCACCAAGACGUGCAGCAGCAGUGGAGGAGACGGUAGUAAGCAGGACGGUGCUCGGAAACGGAAACGAGCAAACCCUGUCCGUCUUCCCAGUGUUCCGGAUGAUUCAAACGACGAAUUCUGCUGUUAUGAUGAUGGAACCACGGUUGUGGGAAAUAGCAGCAGCACCAACGAAGACGACGAUGCCACGACCACCAUCGCGACCGAUGGGAUGACAGGGUCACCAAAACGGUUUAAAGAUGAAGAAGAAGGGGAAACCAAGUCUCAAUCUCCCCCGAUCCAGGAGGAUGAUGUAGAAGAAGACGAUUCCGCAGCUGCCCUAGAUUUGAUCAGUAGCCCGACCUCAAAAAACGAGAAAAGUAAUGACAAGGAGGAAUCAACACUGGAUGCUGAUGAUGCCGAGCAAAAGUACAAUCACACUACAAAAAGCAGCCCAAUAAGUGGAAACCAUUCAGAAAACGGAGAUGACAAAGCACAAGGAGGAGAAAACGAACAAGAAUUUCUUGAUGACCAACCCAGCCCAAAGUCCCGUCGGGAUCAAGCCCAAGAUGUGGAUCAUUUAGGACGACUUCAGAAUCUCCCAAUUUUUUCUUCCUCUUCUAUCAAAGAAGAGAACGAUUCUGAAGAAUCGUCCGAACUUGGGAAAUCUGACGAUGAUGAGGAAAACACGGGGAGGUCGAAUUCCUCUUCAAAUGGGUACAUUCCAAUAGAUCGCGAAAACCCGAGAAAGUGUUCAGCAUGUGGGAAAGAAUUUCAGAAUCAGUUUGGCGUAAAGGUCCAUUAUCAGAACGUACACUUAAAGUUGAUGCACCGUUGUUUGGUGAACGGUUGCAUGAGUGCAUUCCCUUCAAAACGGUCGCGAGACCGUCACUCUUCUAAUUUAAAUCUGCACCGAAAGCUUCUCAGCACCUCACCCACCGAUUAUUCACCCAGUGGUCGGUCACCCUCUCCACCCUCGUCCACGGGGUCUGCACCCGACCUGAGUAGUAUCAGUCCACGACCACGAGAACGCCGGCCUCCUGCCACCACAGAAAUCGAUUUCAUGACCACGGCCACCACCAAUGCACUCUCAUCCUCCGUUGGUAACUCCAACCAGGGCUUGUCCAUGUUUAACCCCUACAUUUUCAGGAACAAUCUGCUCCUCGAGAAUAGUUUGUAUAUUAACUAACUUAGUUAUUUAUUAUUGACGAUAUGGUGUAAUCAAAUAUAAUCGGGAGGGUAUUUUGCUCACCUGGUGGGCACACCCAUUCUUACUUCACGCAAUUCCACAAGUGUACAUACAUUCGCAGUUUUGUAGAAAAAAUUGUUUUAAAAACCAACCUCGUCGUAAUCAACUGCUCACCAAAACUUUUGCUUAAAUAUAGAUUUAAUACUUAAUUGUUAGUUUAUAUAAGAAAUGAAUCAACAGGAUUUUAUAGCCUGAACGAAAUACUCAUUAAAGGUUCCCAUUCUUUAAAUGUACAAUUUAUCCACUCAUUCAUUCAUUCACUCAUUACACUUUCACCUUAAUAAUCUUAACUUACCUUAAUUAUUAUGCAAUAGUUAGAUAGAUAUUUAUAGGAAUACAGUCUCAUCUACAACGCCGCUCUAGAACUAGUCACAAUUCAUGAGUUUACCACACAUAAUCGAAUUAUGAUGAUAAACGUGGAAAAAAAUGACACAAAAUAGUGAAAGUAAAUUGUACAUACUUAAAUACAUAAGUAGCAGCUCACUCACUUUUAAUGACUCAAAUGAACAAAGCUUUACAGCACAUUUUAAUUAAAUGGGUAGGAUUAAGUAAGCAAAACCCACGCACUGCUUUAUCUCAAGAGGGAAGAGGAGAAAGGCGAUUCAAUCAAUAUAAAAUGACAAAAUGUGUCAUUCUUUUAAAUACUUACAAAGUGUAAAAUAUUGUAUGUACUAUUCGAAAAAAUAUUGAAAUGACACGUCUCAGAUUUCAUAGUGAUAUUAUUAUCAAAUUUUUGUCCCAUUGUUUUAACUAAGUUUAGUUUUAUUUCGUACAAAUCUUCUGCACUUGGUAGCACACAAACACACACCUCUAUUAUGUAUUUAGCUGAUAGAUAUUUAACCAGCAGUGAGAAAGAACAUACCAUUUUUUCCGUCACAAAAUGCCCCUUAUGACAAGUUGUUAUUUAAUUCUUAAUAAAUACGUAUAGCAAUAGUUUUAAUGCCAAAAAAUAAAACCGAAUGUAAACAUGGUUUUGCUGUUUAAAGCAUUUGUGCAAUCAAAUCGUAUAAAUAAUUGUUCAUGAAAUCUUGAUGUAACGAUUUAAAAUUGAAAUAAAAUAUGACGCUUGAAAAUUAA
Messenger RNA from Folsomia candida, 4923 nucleotides. RefSeq names its product zinc finger protein basonuclin-2. The record is from RefSeq and is a predicted model, not a curated record. Gene Ontology annotation, biological process: regulation of DNA-templated transcription. The transcript is spliced from 14 exons. The coding region runs from base 397 to 3786 and encodes 1129 amino acids. Gene Ontology annotation, cellular component: nucleus. Lineage: Eukaryota; Metazoa; Arthropoda; Collembola; Entomobryomorpha; Isotomidae.